Rotaria sordida is the source of this 836-nucleotide messenger RNA. Lineage: Eukaryota; Metazoa; Rotifera; Eurotatoria; Philodinida; Philodinidae. The record is from the annotation of a GenBank genome assembly.
CCCACACCCACACCCACACCCACACCCACCCACACCCACCCACACCCUUCUUCAUUAAAAUCAUUUUGAUAAUCAAUUUGUUUUCGGUCAAUUUUUAAUAAAAUAAAUAAACUUCAUUUUCCAAUGCAUCUUCAAUUGCUUCAAUUUUCUUUGUUAACAUUUCAUUAGUAAUUAUUUCUAUUUAAUAGAAACAAAAAAAACCAACUCGAUUAAGAAAAAAAAAGAUUCAUUAAAUUUACUGAAUUUUUUUCGAUUUUUGCGUUCAAUAUUUUUCGCAUAAAACCGUUUUCUUUUAAAAAUACGUGAAAAAACAUAAAUGAUUAGAUGACAAAUAUGUGAAAAUAUAAUUAAUAGUUGUGGAAGUAAUGGUCGUGUUAAAUAAUAGCAUACUAAUGAAUAAUGUUGAAAUUUCCAGAGAGGGAGAAAAAGAAAUAGGCCAAGAGAGCAAUAUUUCUUUUUUUCAUUCUCUCGUUCAUAAGUCAUCGUCCAUGUUAUCAUUGAUGAUCAAUAAUCACAUGUAUAAUUAACGUGUGAAAAAAAUUAAGCUUUAUCCACACACAUACAUUGAGAUAUUUGUGAUCGAAUAUAUCUCAAUGUAUGUGUGUGUCUAGAUUAAAGCUUAAUUAAACUCGACGUGUAAUUAUUUUCCGACGAGAAAAAAAAUAAUGAAUAUUUUCUCGCCCAAGAAAAACGAUUUUUGAGGGGUAUAAAAAUGAAUGAUUUCCAACGGAUAAAUCAUUCAAUUAUUUGAAUCAAAUAAUAAUUAUUUUGUUUUAUAUUUUAGGUUGGCUUCGACGACACAAAAUUAUUCAAUUCAACAUCGAGCAAUAAAAUAA